Molecule: messenger RNA, 2823 nt
Organism: Solanum verrucosum
Lineage: Eukaryota; Viridiplantae; Streptophyta; Magnoliopsida; Solanales; Solanaceae
Exons: 5
Coding region: 1-2823 (940 amino acids)
Molecular function (GO): nucleic acid binding; zinc ion binding
Source: RefSeq, a predicted model, not a curated record
AUGACAGACUCGACAGGAUAUUUGGGUUAUUGGAGCGUCUUGCUCAGGGUGCAGCAGGUUAUACCAGCGGGGUUACAAGCUGGGGUAGGGGCACAGGCCCCUGGUUAUCAGCAUCAGAUUCCAGUGGUUCCAGAGCCGGUGGUUCAGCCACCACAGGUUCCAGCACCGGUUGUAAGUGUACCGGCGGCCCUUGAGUUGGCCUUGGCAGAUGAUGACCAGGUCUACUAUGAGCAGUUUCAGAAAAUGAAACCACCUCAGUUUCAUGGUGCUAAGACUGAUGAUGCUCACGAGUUUUUGACCUUGAGUCGAGAGAUGUUGGCGGCGGUACGCAUGUUAGAUAAGAGGGGCAUCCGAUUUGUGUCCCUUCAGUUACGCGGUGUCGCUAGGGAGUGGCUGAGGACCUUCACGAGUUCGAGACCAGCGGGAUCUCCUCCAAUGGAGUGGGGUGAGUUUGCUAGUGCCUUCAAGGGUCGUUUCAUCCCUUGGAGUGUACAGGAGAAGAGCCGUAUGAGGUUUGAGAGUUUGGUGCAGGGUAGCAUGUCAGUCGCAGAUUACGAGGCUCGAUUCUGGCAGUUGUCGAGACAUGCCUCUGGUUUGAUUUCAGGUGAGCCUGAGCGGAUUCGCAGAUUUGUCAGGGGUUUGACUCCCACUAUCCGUAGUUAUGUGUAUAGAUCAUCUCGAGAGGCUACCGAGAGUGGGCCAGCAGCUCGGGGUCCUCCAGGUUCGGGUAGAGGUGGUUAUAGCAUUACUUCGGGUUCUUCACAGUCAGGAUCCACGCCAAGGUCUUGUUAUGGUUGCGGUGAUCCAGGCCACUUGAUUCGUCAGUGUCCACAUCAGACUCAGUCUGGACCACACCGUAUUGUCUCCGCGGUCCCAGAGAGAGAUUCAACACCUCCGGCUAGAGGUCGGGGUCGGGGACCGGCAUCUGGUAGAGGCGGACGAGCUUCGGGUAGAGGUGCUAGUGGCGCCUCAGGUUCACAGAGUGGGGGCAGAGGUGCCCAGUGUUAUGCUUUUCCUGGGAGGCCCGAGGCUGAGGCUUCUAAUGCAGUUAUCACAUGUAUCGUCUCAGUUUGUCAUCGGCCUGCUUCCGUGUUAUUUGAUCCUGGUUCUACAUUCUCAUAUGUGUCUACAUAUUUUGCUUCCGGCCUUGAGUUGACUUGUGAUCGUAUGUCUGUGCCUAUUAGAGUCUCUACACCCGUAGGUGAACCCUUAGUGGUGAAUCGAGUAUAUCGAUCUUGUCUUGUUGUCUUAUCGGGGUAUGAGACUUGGGUGGAUAUGAUUCUUCUUGAUAUGUUAGACUUUGAUGUCAUAUUGGGUAUGGACUGGCUUUCCCCCUAUCAUGCGCUUCUUGAUUGUUAUGCUAAGACUGUCACCUUAGCUAUUCCGGGUAUUCCUAGAGUGGAGUGGAGAGGGACUAGUGGUUCGUAUCCCAACGGGGUCAUAUCUCAUAUUCGGGCUCAGAGGAUGAUUAAUCGGGGUUGUUUAUCUUAUUUGGCCUUUAUUCGGGAUAUUGGAGCUGAGUCACCGGCCAUGGAGUCUAUUCCGGUGGUUCAGGAGUUCCCUGAUGUGUUUCUCGAGGAUCUACCUGCUGUUCCUCCUGUUCGUGAUAUUGACUUCUCUAUUGACUUGGAGCCGGGCACCAAACCCAUAUCUAUUCCACCUUAUCGUAUGGCUCCAGCUGAGUUGAAGGAGUUGAAGGAUCAGAUUCAAGACUUAUUGAGUAAAGGAUUCAUACGCCCUAGUGGGGCAGCCUUGUUCUCUAAGAUCGACUUGAGAUCUGGGUAUCAUCAGUUGAGGAUUAAGCCUUCAGAUGUGGCGAAGACAGCUUUUCGCACACGAUAUGGUCAUUAUGAGUUUUUGACCGAGGCGGAUCAUGUUUGUCAUUUGAGGGCCGUGCUACAGAAGUUGAGAGAUGAGAAGUUGUAUGUCAAAUUGUCUAAGUGUGAGUUUUGGCUUGAAUCAGUGGCUUUCCUAGGGCACGUGGUGUCUAAGGAUGGAGUUAGGGUUGAUCCGGCCAAGAUUGAGGCGGUUCAGGGUUGGACUAGACCUACAUCACCUAUCGAGAUUCGGAGUUUUGUUGGGUUAGCGGGUUACUAUCGGCGUUUUGUUCAGGGAUUCCCUACUAUAGCUACGCCGUUGACCAGAUUGACUCAGCAGACGGAGGGUGUUGGAUUUACUGUUUAUUGUGACGCUUCGGGUGUUGGACUUGGAGGUGUUUUGAUGCAGAAGGGUAAGGCUGUAGCCUAUGCCUCUAGAGAGCUGAAGGCACACGAGAGGAAUUACCCAACUCAUGAUUUGGAGUUGGCAGCUGUGGUAUUUGUGCUUAAGUUGUGGAGACAUUACCUAUAUGGUGUUCAUUGCGAGGUAUUUACUGAUCAUAGGAGCCUACAGUACAUAUGCACUCAGCGGGAUCUGAACUUGAGACAACGUAGGUGGCUUGAGUUGCUCAAGGACUACGACAUGACCAUUUUGUAUCACCCCGGGAAGGCCAAUGUGGUGGCCAAUGCCUUGAGUAGGAAGACUCCUAAUAUGGGGAGUCUUGCCGCGAUCAGUGUUGAGAGGCGGCCUUUGGUUCGGGAUGUUCAGAGGUUAUUUGACAGCAUGGUGAGAUUUCGGGUUUCUGAGGAGAGUGGAGGUGUGUUUGCCUUCAUUGAAGCCCGUUCAUCUUUGAUGGAGCAGAUUAGAGAGCAUCAGUAUGAGGAUGGGAAGUUAUGUCUCAUCCGGGACAAGGUGAUGAGUGGUGAAGCCAAGAAGGCUAAGAUUGACUCCGAGGGUGUAUUGAGGAUUGAGGGCCGGAUAUGUGUGCCCAAGUUGGUGAUUUGA